UUGUAACGCUUGCUAUUAUAAACGCAACACUUAUGUCUACAUAAAGGGUGAAACUGCUAACCUAUUCGAAAACCUGGUUGUCGACCCAAAAUGGAAGUAUUCCUUGCACUGACUGCUCUGCUGGCCGUUGACACUGCCCUGUCCAUUCAGGAGCGCAUUAAUGGCGAGAACGGCUGGUAUGUCCCGAAAAUAGACGGCACCAGUGAGUGGAUGGAUCUGCACAAGGCCAAGACGCUGUUGGUCAACGUUAAAAGAUUCCUUUUCGACGCUGAUGUCUCCUUCUAUCUCUAUACCAGUUCAAAUCCAACCAAAGGCAAGAAAAUCAGCGCCUCGAAAUCGUCUAUUCAUGAUUCGUACUUCAACAAGGAUCAUCCCACGCGUUUUGUCAUUCAUGGCUGGACGAAGAGCUAUUUGGACUCGCUGACUAUUAUAAUUACCAAGGCCUGGCUGUCCCGUGGCGAUUACAAUAUCAUUGUUGUGGACUGGGCGGAUGCUCGCACUAACUACCUCGCCGCUGUGCUGGCUGUGCCCGGUGCUGGUGGUAAGGUUGGUGAAAUGAUCGAGUACCUGCACGAUAGUCACGGCAUGUCCCUGAAGAGCCUAAUAGUCAUUGGUCACAGCCUAGGCGCCCAUGUGGCUGGAUAUUCUGGCAAGACCGUUGGUAGUGGUCGUAUUAAUACCAUUAUCGGAUUAGAUCCUGCUCUGCCCCUCUUUAGCUAUUACGCGCCCAACCGUCGUCUGUCUUCCGAUGACGCCUUCUACGUGGAGUCCAUUCAGACCAAUGGCGGCAUUUUUGGUUUCCUCAAGCCCAUUGGCAAGGCCGCCUUCUAUCCCAAUGGCGGCAUGCAACAGCCCGAAUGCAAUUUAAUCAGCUUCUGCUCCCACGUUCUCUCUGUCAUCUACUAUGCUGAAGCUGUCACCCACAAAAACUUUGCAGCCAUCAAAUGCAGGAACUACAUAGCAGCUAUGAGAAGGGAUUGCAGCAGCACCUACAAACACGUUCGCAUGGGGGCCAUUGGCAACGCGCAUGAGGCUGAAGGCACCUUCUACGUUCCUGUGAAGCAGAAUGCACCGUUUGGCUACAACAAAAUACCAACUGAUUUGUAGAAGAGUGUAUUUUUCUGAAGCAAUCCUAUUAUAACCGUUUUGAUAAUGAUAUA
Messenger RNA from Drosophila montana, 1160 nucleotides. Its product is annotated as pancreatic triacylglycerol lipase-like. Gene Ontology annotation, biological process: lipid catabolic process. The transcript has 2 exons. The record is from RefSeq and is a predicted model, not a curated record. NCBI's taxonomy places the organism in Eukaryota, Metazoa, Arthropoda, Insecta, Diptera, Drosophilidae. Gene Ontology annotation, molecular function: lipase activity. The coding region runs from base 91 to 1107 and encodes 338 amino acids.